Messenger RNA from Rotaria sordida, 3735 nucleotides. NCBI's taxonomy places the organism in Eukaryota, Metazoa, Rotifera, Eurotatoria, Philodinida, Philodinidae. The record is from the annotation of a GenBank genome assembly.
AUGGUCUCUAGCUAUCAUUUAACUGUUAAAAAGUAUCUCGAUGAAAAUCGAAUUGGUUGUACAUUACCUGAACAUAUUCAACGAGGAUGGGAUCGAAUCUACACACUCGAAGAGCAACAAUUCAAUACACGAUCAUGUAUAAUUGGACCUGAUGUUCAAAUUCCAAAUUCAAUUGUUCGUAAACGACUAGGCACCACACAAAUAUUAAUGAAAACCAAUAUUGAAAUUUUACGAAAAGCAUUCGAAUUACCUAAUGAAUUAUUUAUAAAUUUAUCUGAUGAACAUAAAUUGUUCGACAUAAUCGAAGAUGACCAACUUAGUUUUGAAUGGAAUGAUGAAGAUAAUAAUAAUGAAAUAAAACAUCAAAAAUCAGCAAUUGAUAUAAUUCUUAAUAAACAACGUGAAAAAAGACGUAAAUAUGAAGAUUAUAAAUAUGAUUAUGAUAAUAUUGAACCAUUAUCAAUUUAUGAUAUAAUUGAAAAAAUUCAUACAAAUGUUGAAAACAAUUUAAACAAUGAAGAUUUAAAAUUAAUUGCAGAUUUAAUGCAAAUAAUAAGUCGACAUAACAAAAAUCAAAUUAUGAAUAUUUAUGAUGAAUUAACUAAUGUUCAAUUGAUUAGUAAAUUUGGUGGUGUUCCUAAAUUUGUACAGGCUUUACAAGAAAUUCAAAAAGCAUUUGAACAAGUAGCUAUGAAAACCAAUUUAAUUUCUAUUGAAACUGUUCUUAAUGUAUUACUUGAAAAAGAUAAUACAUAUCGUUUAGCAAUGGAACUAUUGAAAUCAUUUAAUGAAAAUAUUAAAAAAACUAAACAACAACAAAUAUUGAAAUUAGAAGAUAAGUCUGGCGAUAUAUCUGAUCAUGAUCAAACUGUAUUCAAUAUUUUAAUGAAAGAUCGUAUUAGUCGAUUAUCUGCAUCGGAUUUGACUAUGUUAAUUCAUGAUUUUGAAACAAUUCAAAAUAUUGAUACAACUAAAGUGGGUAAUGAUCGUGAUGGUCAAGUAAACUUUAUAUCCGAACAAUUGAAUAUUAUUUUUAUACGUGCACAUCUUGAUGGAAUUAAAACAAUUUUUCAUGCAAUGAAAUCAUCUAUUGGUGUUUCAUUAAAAGAUUUUAUUGAUAAAAUUGAAGCUAGUCUAACAACUAAAUUAACUGAACAUGAUAGUAUUAUUAUUGAAUCAUAUAUUCAUGAUUAUCUUUCAUCCUUAACUAAUAAUGAAUUGAAAAUUAUCUAUGAACGUUUAGCACAACAAGGUGUUCUUCAACGUAUUGCAAUAACUGGAGAAUUAAAUCAAACGAUCACACUGAAUUUAAUGAAAAAGAUUGAUACAAAUGGAUUAGAUGCAGUCAUUGAAUCUAUGAAAGAUGUUCAACUAGAUAAUGACUCUAUGAAAGAACUUAUAGAAGCAUUAAUGAAUAUCAAUCAUUAUAUUCAAACUCAAUCAUCUAUUUCACUUGAUCAAAUUCAAAAUCAAUUGGGUAUGGCAUACUUUGUUGAAACACGUAAUCUUAGCAAACCUGAUAUUCAUGAAUUAUCUAAAGCAGCUGAUUUAUAUUCUAUUAUUCAUAUAAAUCUUACUGAAAAAGCGACUAUUGAUGAAUGUUCAACAUUUCUCGAACAUUUGAAAGCUCCAUUUAUACGUAUAUGUAUUCAACGAAUUUUAGAUUUAAUCAAACAAGAUAAUACUAUUAAUUUGGAUAAAGUAUCAAAUAAAUUUUAUAAUGAACGUAUUAUUGAUCUAAUCAAUGAAUUAAUUUAUGGAUCUGAUGAAUUUAAUCGAAAUUUAUUUAUUCAUCAAAUUAAAAAACAUUUAAAGAAAAAUAAAGAAUUACCAGAUAAACUCUAUCGACAAAUGUUAAGAGAAAAAUUCAUUCAUAUUGAUACUAAAAUUAAAAUAGAUACAGAUAAAAAGAAAGUUUCAACAAUUAUCAAUGAAAUAAAUCAAAUUUUAAUUAAUGUAGAAGAUCGAAUAAAACAAGAACAUCUAGUGGACUUAUUUGAUAGAAUAGAUGUUCUAGCUCCUUCAAUACAUCGCAUUACUGAUAAAUCAAUCAGUUCACCAACAAAAACUUUAAAAGAACGAAUAACACGAAAUAUCAAAGAUCAGUUGUCAACAACUACAGCUGUCACCUCUGCGAAGCAUAGUAGUGAACAAAAAAGAUCUUUGCUAAAGUCUGGACCAAAACUUCAAUCAAUAACACAAAUAACAAAAAAGCAUUCCAAAAUUCUUGAUGAUACCAAAAAAACCAAUAAUUUGUCUAUUGACAAAGAUGAAAAGGAAAAAUUGAAAUUCAAUGCUCGAAUUCCAUUAGCAUUAAAAUCAGAAGAACAACAAAAAAGUACUUUAGGUAUUGCCCAUGAACAGCCAGUCUUAUUAUCCCCAACACCAAUAACAACAGAUACAAUUAAUAUGACUAAUGUUUCAAAGCCUUCAAGUGAAACCAAAGAAAUAUCUGAUUUAUUACAACAACCAAAUGAAUUGCAUGAAGAAAAUUUUGAAAAACCUGAUACAUCAUUUAUUGUAAAAAGCAUCGAAACAUUGCAAGGUGAUCUUGAAAUUAUUCGACCUGAAACGAUUUCUACUGGUAAAAUGAAUGAAAAUAAAACUCUCAAUUUUGAAUUAAAUUCAAAUGCAGCUCUUCUUUUCUAUCCUCCAUCUGUAUUAAAUGAUUCAAAACAAGAAAUAAAUACAAUUGUAAGUGGUAGAAUAGCAGAAUUUGUAAAUGAUUCACAAUUUGUCAAAACAAAAGCCCAACGAUUAUUUUCUAAAACAAUACCAACAAACAUUGUUCGUCAACCAAUUGAAGAAGAUACAAUCGAUAGGAGUUCAUCAUCGUCAAAUCUUACAACCAAUAAUGCAGAAACUAUUUCCACUGUAAUUGAAGCUCGAAAAUUGUUAGGCCCAUCAAAUCGACCAUCUGAUGAGCCAUCAAUACCUAUUUCAACACUUCCAUCUGAUAAUAUUAAAUCAUCUGCUAAAACUCUUCAUCGUAAUCUUCCUAAAUCAAUAAAAAAAAUUGAAGAUAUUUAUAUAAAUUCUUUAACAAAAGCUUUACGUAACUUAUUUACUCGUUCAGAAUAUCAUAGUGUAAAAUUACAAAAAAUUCAUGAAGAACUUAUUACAUCUGGUCAUAUAUCACCAUUAAAUGAAUUCUAUCGUUCACCAAGUGAAGCUUUACGUGUAACACUUGAUCAUUGUAGUACUUAUGCUGAUUUAAUUAAAUGGACAUUAUCAUUAUUACAAACAAAUAAUAAACGAAAUUUAAUUGAUUUUGGUCAUGAUCUUUAUUCGAUUGCAAUUGAUUUAGAUUUUGCAUUAAUUGAACGUAUUGAUAAUACACGAUGUGCAAUUGAUAUACAAGAAAAUCUCAAAUAUGAAUUACAAACAAUUACUGAAACUGAUUUACGAGAAAUUAAUUCUUAUUUAAAUGCUUCUCAAUUGGAUAAACUAGUUCAUUUAUCAAAAAAGCUUAAUGUUAUUUCAAAAGAUCGUAUGAUAUCGGAUCUUAAUUUAUUACUUCUUCAUCUUAUUCAAGUUUGUCAUACAUUCGAACUUAAAUAUCGUCCCAUGCAAACCCGUAUUCGUGAAAUAGCCGAAAGAUUUAAAUCUCGAGCUGUUACUGAUCUUGUACGUAAAUUAGAUGAAAUUGAAAAACGUUUAGCAAAAAAUUUUUCAAUAACAUUUCAUGGUCUUAGUAAACGUAUGAAUGAAUCACGAUUCAUAUUAAUGAAAUAA